UUAUCGUGUGCGACGGCGACCACGGCCGAACAAAGACCGCCUCGCCCAACCAGCUCCUGCAGGAUCCUGGCUAGAUUCGACCCAAGAUUACCGUAAUUAAUACAUUACCGUAAUUGAGUCUUUGUUUUGGUGUAGGAGCUCCGUCGACCACGCACAACAGCAACAGCAAUGUUCCGGGUACCGUCGUCGACACCACCCUCGACGCCCAACUCCCGCCGCCAGAGUCGCAGCAACGCGCCGCCCUCGACGACGCCCGCCGGCCAGCCGCGCGACGACUUGUUCUAUUCCACGUCCACGCCCGCCGGAGCGCCCCCAGCCAUGAACGACCUGUUCGACAACGCGCGCCCGACCUUCACCCAGCCCUCGGGCUACAACUUCAACACGUCGCUCUUCGACAGCUCGCCGCCGAAGCACGGCUACAACCUGGAGGGCGUCGGGGCAGGAUCAAUGGGCAUGUCGACCACGGGCCGCCCUACCACAGCGCGCGGCCGCACCACCAGCUCGGGAUACCGCGUGCCGAGCAGCCCACCGCGGCCGGGCGACGACGACGAGUACGGGUCGGAAGAGGGCGAAGACGACGACGACAUGGACGAGUACGACGAGUACGACGACGACGAAGACGACGAGCAGCUGCGCCUCUCUGCCCAGCGACGCGCAAAGGCCCAGAAUCGCUUCUCGCAGUCGGUCGUCUCCCACACCAGCGCGAGCGACCUGGAACAGGGGCCCAUGCUGGUGCGGGCCGGCGCAAAGCAGACGCAGUUCGACCUGCUGCCCCUGGCCAAGGGCCUGACACCGAACGUCGACCGCGCGACGCUGCAAGAGCCCGACCACGUGAUACUGGAGACAGAGCGCCUGGCGGGGGAGGUGCAGGCCUCGCUCGACUCGGACUCGCCAGAAACAAGGAUAGGCGUGCUUUCAGACAUCGCACAGAAGCUCGUCGCGUCGUGGCAGGCUGCGUCGCGCACAUCGUCCAAGGCAGGCGCAUCGUCGGCCGCUGCCCUCUCCAACGCCUCCCGUCUGGCCAGCCUUCUACUCACCCUCCACCACCCGCCGCCAAUCGCACACAACCAGCGAAGCACCGCCCUGUCGAUUGCCCCUGCACGCCCCGAAGCGCGCCAUUUCACGCCAAUCCCCAAAGUCCUCCUCAGCUGGCUCAACAACACGUACGCGGCCGUGUCCGAGGUGGAGCUGGUUCUGAAGGAAUCGCGCGCAUACUCGCGGCAUCCCUCCUUCUGGGAGGCUGUCCAGGCGUCUGCCGUCCGGGGCAACUUCGACAAGACCCUGCAGCUGCUCCAGGGUGCCAAACUCGAGAACGCAGCAACAGCGCAAGAAGAUGGAUUGGGCGACGCUGGAUACACGGGAUCGCACCUACGGCAUGCAAACGACGCGGUCCGCACCGCCAUCGACCUCCUGCGCGAGUGCCCGGCGGUGGCUUCAGAUGACUGGGACGUCAAGGGCCACGACUGGAGCAUCUUUAGACAGCGCACCCACCAGGCCUAUGCCAACCUCCAGGAUUUUGCAGAAGGCGAGAGCGCCAGCCGACACGCCGUUACCCAACCCUUCCAAGCGUCACAUUUCGGCAUCUCGCAAUCGCAGGCCAGCUUCCACUUGAGCGUCACGAGUCGGAAGGCAGAGAGUAAAGUGCCGUGGUCCAUCUACGAAAACCUGCGCAAUCUCUACCAGCUUCUGCUGGGCAACGAAGAGCAAAUCCUUGCCAUCUCGGCUGACUGGAUCGAAGCUGUGCUAGGGCUUGCGAUAUGGUGGAACGGAGAAGAAGAGGAUGUUCACCAGGGAAGCCUUGCCGCGAGUCGUCGAUCCUUGAUGCGUUCACAACGAGUUCGUCCCGUCGAUGUCACUCCUGUCAAGGCAUACUGCCAGCGCUUGUCGUCUGCUUUGGCUGCAGUGAUUGAGAACAGCGACGAAGACUUCAGCGUCAAUGCCACCGACCGCUUCGAAGUGGGAAUUGCCUGCAUCGUAGACGACAACAUUGAGGGUGUCUUGCGAAUACUCCAAGGCUGGUCGCUCACGGUAGCUUCAGCAGUCGCGGAACUUGCUAGUGCGGGAGAGUGGUUUGUGCGCGCAGACGACAUCAUGGGCCAGUUCAACCAGGACGACCUCAUGGUGCUGAGUUACAACGGGCCACAACGAUCGGGCGUGUCCAAGGAUGACUUGCUCAUCGCCUACGCAGACUUACUAGCGGCCAAGGGCGAGAUCUCUGGUCAAGAUGGCCAGCAGUCUCGAGAAGGCUGGGAGUUGGCGAUCCAGAUCCUAGGAAGACUCGACGACUCCGUGACAGCCAGUGAGCGCGUUGAACGGCUGCUUGUCGACCUCCCCCUCGAGUCAGCCACGCGAGUAGACAAAAUCACACAACUAUGCCACAACAUGGGUCUAUCGCAGCACGCCCUGACCAUCGCUCUGAAAUACGCCGACCACCUCCGCGCCAACACACAAAACUACGGCGACACCCUCCUCUACUACGCGCGCGCCCACGCCGCGCCAAAAAUCCAAGACGUCCUCCGCGUCCUCGUAGCACACUGCCUCAUCAAAUCAGUCGCCUACCCCCCGCCCGCCGACCUCGACCCCUCGCUCGCCUCACUCGUCACUUCGCCCAAGCAGACACUGACUAAGCUGGCAAGCCUCGACCCGGAGGCCGCGGCCCUCCUGUCCAAUCAUCUCAGCGGCUACGCCACACUGCGCAAAUACUACGACCUGAGAGACGAAGAGGUCCUGCUGAAGCCUGGCGAGAAGCCCGCACACGGGCCCAUGGCGCGGAAACGUGCAGCGGCGAACGCGCUUAUGGUCAUCAUUGCGAGCGCGGCAUCUAGCAUACGCGGCGGUCUGUAUGACCCGGAGGUCGAGACUGUGGUGCAAGUCGACGUACUACUACCCUUGCUAGGCGAAGCCCUCGUCUUCGUAAACCAGCCAAAACGCACUCUCACCCUCCGCCACCUAUACGACCUCCUCGCCGCAGUCGAAGACCUAGACACCUCAUCCAGCUUGAUCCGCGCCCAGUGCGAAGAAGUCCUCGCCACCGCCCUCGCUGCCGCAUACGACCCCUCGUCCCCAGAUACACACAACGCGCUGCACAAGUCCCUGUCUAAUAGCACGGCCGCCUCGUCGUCGGACCAGUACUCCAUGCUUGGCAGUAUGGACUUUGGGCUGGGUCAGAGCUCCGCUGUGCUGGUGGGCGGUGGGCGCGUCGAUGAGGGGCGGCGCGCGUGGGAUUGGCGGAAGGGGUUUGUGCGUGGGGCGAAGGGGGCGGAUGUGGUGAGGGUGUUGAGGUUGGGGAUUGCGAGGGAGAUUGGGAGGGCGUUUGUGGAGGGGGAGGUUUGUGCUUGA
Molecule: messenger RNA, 3339 nt
Organism: Dothidotthia symphoricarpi CBS 119687
Lineage: Eukaryota; Fungi; Ascomycota; Dothideomycetes; Pleosporales; Dothidotthiaceae
Exons: 3
Coding region: 169-3339 (1056 amino acids)
Biological process (GO): protein import into nucleus; mRNA export from nucleus; positive regulation of DNA-templated transcription
Cellular component (GO): nuclear pore outer ring
Molecular function (GO): structural constituent of nuclear pore
Source: RefSeq, a predicted model, not a curated record